UGGUAAACUAAAUAAAAUUAAAGAUAGCAAAGUGUUUGUUUGAAGAAGUCAGAUUUGAUAUCUGUUACAAUACAUAUUCUAGAAUUCUUUUUCCUAAGAAAUCUACCAGAUCGUCUCUGGUCUUCAAAAUUGGAACACAUAUUCUUCUGGUAAUUCUUCCAAAUACUCGAAAAGUGUUUAAAAGGUUUUUCUCAAAAUGGGUGAUAAUAACAAUGAAGAUAUCUGUAUGAUAUGUUUGGAAAUUAAAACAAAUCCAAAGACGUUGAGAUGCAAGCAUUCGUUUUGUCAUGGAUGCAUUACACAACUAACAAUGCAUUCGAGGUUCUACUUGCAUGGCCCAAAGUGUCCACUCUGUAGAUCCACAUUAGAGGAUAAGCCUCAACAAUCUGCUGCUGGAGGAUCGAACAGACACUCAGGCCUCUUAACUAACUUAAGAGAAGUAAAUGCAAGAGUAAGGAAUAGUGAAAUUUGUGUAGAACGAGCGAUCAGAGAACUACGUCGUGUCUGGUAUGACUUAAGUAGUGACAGUGAUGAAGAUGAUAUAAAUACUAAAAUGCCACGAUGUAGAUCUGUUGAUGUAACUACACAUGCAACAAGUCAUGGAAGAUCAUGCUCAACAGCACAACUUCAAAAUAUUCAACAGGAAAGAGAGAUCGAUUCGAGUAUAAACAAUGACUCCACAUCUGCUAAUCAGCUUGAAGAUCUGAAUAAUUUGGUUGAAAAUGUGCAUAUAGGUGAUGAUGCUAUAAAAACCACUGGAAAUGUUACUGAAACCUCAGAUGAGCUGCUUAAACAGAUUGUCCAAGGUAUAACAGCACAAGGAACCAGUCACAGGGGAUCACUUUCAACACCACAACUUAAUAAUGAUGAGCAGCAAUCAGAGAUUGGCAUGAGUUUUAAUAGUGGUAACCAUAUAAUUGAUGGCACCAUAGAUAGCACUGCUUAUACUAUCAGAGGUUCAGAUGUGGCACAUGAUUUUCAAUCAAUUGACAACGAAAAUUUUCACUUAAACAAUGAUACCUUAAAUAGUGUAGAGCCUGAAGUAGAAUUUAUUACUGAUGUUAGUGCAAAUGAGGAACUCGAUGAAGUUCAAGUUGUUAAUGCAAAUGGAGAACUCGAUGAAGUUCAAGUUGUUAAUGCAAAUGCAGUGCUCGAAGUAGAAUUUAUUACUGAUGUUAAUGCCGAUGGGGAACUCGAUGAAGUUCAAGUUGUUAAUGCAAAUGGGGAACUCGAUGAAGUUCAAGUCGUUAAUGCAUAUGAGGAACUUAAUGAAACUAGUUCAACUAACAAUGAAGAGAAGAUUUAAAAAAAUUUUACUAAGAAUUUAUUUUAAUACAAAUUUUUGAUUCUCUCUACCCCAAUUUCAAAAUUUUCAAACCAUUCAAAAACCUUUUAUUUCAAUAUGAUGAAAAUUAUAGGGUUUUACUAAUUUAAGCCCCAUAAUUCCAAUAUUACUGUACCAACUUUAUUUGGAACAAAAAUUCAAAAAAUGUAAUUCAACAAAAGUUUUUGCAAAUAACUAUAUUUUUUUCACAAAGAAUUUUAUUGGACUGAAGAAUGAACGAAAGGACUUUCAUCAGGUUAAAUAAAAUUUGAAUUCAAUGAGAUGAGAACGAAUUUAAAUUCUUAGCGUCCAAAUCAAAAAAUUGCAGUGUGUUUAUCUUUUAUUGUAACA
Molecule: messenger RNA, 1675 nt
Organism: Teleopsis dalmanni
Lineage: Eukaryota; Metazoa; Arthropoda; Insecta; Diptera; Diopsidae
Exons: 5
Coding region: 197-1306 (369 amino acids)
Biological process (GO): protein polyubiquitination; ubiquitin-dependent protein catabolic process
Molecular function (GO): ubiquitin protein ligase activity; metal ion binding
Source: RefSeq, a predicted model, not a curated record